Molecule: messenger RNA, 3198 nt
Organism: Mangifera indica (mango)
Lineage: Eukaryota; Viridiplantae; Streptophyta; Magnoliopsida; Sapindales; Anacardiaceae
Product: CCR4-NOT transcription complex subunit 10-B-like
Exons: 6
Coding region: 353-2917 (854 amino acids)
Biological process (GO): mRNA catabolic process; negative regulation of translation
Cellular component (GO): CCR4-NOT complex
Molecular function (GO): protein binding
Source: RefSeq, a predicted model, not a curated record
AAAGUAAACUAAAAGUGUCUUCGAAGCCCCAAGGCCCCAGUAACUCUCUCUCCCACCUUUCUCGUUUGUUUCCGUAUUUCUCCCCAAAUUUAUUCCCAUUGUUUUUUUAAUUUUUUUUUUUUUAAUUUUCCUCUGCAAAUCGGGCACAUUACGUCCUCUAAUUAAUUUUGUUUUGAAUUAGGGUUCCCCACAAUGACAUAAAAAUUUCCCUCCAAUGAAUAUCAAUCUAUAGCUUCCUAAAACCUAGGGUUUUCUUUUCUUAAAUCAUAUCUUUUCAAUCUCUUUUUCCUAUCUUUCAAUCAAGAUUCUACUGGUUUGAUCCCAUUCUGCCCUGUGAUUCUACGAUCUGAUCAUGGAUUCUUGGGAUUCAACGCAAUCAACCAACGCCAAUAAGUCCCCUGACGACGAUGGCGUUCUUUCCGUCUCUGCCACUCUAGCUAAAGAAGCCGCUCUCUACUUUCAGUCUCGCAAGUUCGAUGAGUGCAUCGAUUUACUUAAUCAGCUCUUGGAAAAGAAACCUGACGAUCUUAAGAUUCUACAUAACAUUGCAAUUGCGGAAUAUUGCCGGGAUGGUUGUACAGAUGCAAAGAAGUUGCUUGAUUCACUUAAUAAUGUGAAGAAGAGAAGUGAAGAACUUGCACAUUCAUCUGGAGAACAUGUUGAGAAUUCUAGCAAUCUUGGAAACAAAGCUAUUUUGGCUUCAAAAGGCAGCGACGCAUCAGGUCAUCAAUUUUCUGCUGCAAAUAGUGGCAGUUUCGUUUACAUGGAUGAAUUUGACGCUUCUGUGGCAAAACUAAACAUUGCGGUUAUCUGGUUUCAUCUUCAUGAAUAUGCAAAGGCAUUAUCAAUACUAGAACCUUUAUAUCAAAAUAUUGAACCGAUAGAAGAGACAACAGCUCUUCAAAUUUGCCUCUUGUUGCUUGAUAUUGCUCUUGCAUGCCAUGAUGCAUCGAGAUCUGCUGAUGUUUUAAUUUACUUGGAAAAAAUUUUCGGUGUCGGUUGUGUGAGUCAAGGUGACUCUGGAAGCAUGGCACUGCAACAGUCCGCUAAUCUACUUGCAAAAUAUUCCGCUGUUCCAGCAGGUUCAUCAGUUGCAGAUGGUUCUAAUUCAGAUUUAGCUGCUAGUGUAAAUGCCUCUGAAAGUCCUUUAACAAGAACUUUAUCAGAGGAGACACUUGAGGAUGAUACAGUGUUGGCAUUGUCAACUCUGGAGAUCAGUGGUCAGAAUUUAGUGAGGCCGAUUGGUCUUUCAUGUGUAAAUGAUCUGUCAAGGACCCUACUUGAUAAAUCUAUCUCUACUGUUGAUCUGAAGCUCAAGUUGCAACUAUACAAGGUUCGCUUUCUUCUUCUCACUAGAAACCUGAAGCAAGCAAAGCGCGAAGUCAAGCAUGCUAUGAACAUUGCACGUGGGAGGGAUUCAUCCAUGGCUCUUUUCUUGAAGUCCCAACUUGAAUUUGCUCGUGGGAACCACCGCAAAGCUAUUAAGUUGUUAUUGGCAUCAAGUAGCCGGACAGAGAUGGCUAUUUCAAGCAUGUUUAACAACAAUCUUGGUUGCAUUUACUACCAAUUCAGCAAGUGCCAUGUAUCAUCACUUUUCUUUUCCAAGGCACUAAGUAAUUCUGCAUCCCUUCGGAAGGACAAGCCUCCUAAGCUAUUAACUUUCUCCCAGGAUAAAUCUCUCCUCAUAACAUAUAACUGUGGUGUGCAGUAUCUGGCUUGUGGAAAGCCAAUAUUAGCUGCUCGCUGUUUCCAGAAGGCAAGCUUAGUUUUUUACAAACGGCCUCUCUUGUGGCUUAGACUUGCUGAAUGCUGCUUAAUGGCUUUGGAAAAGGGACUAACUGUGGCAGGUUGUGCUCCAUCUGACAGAUCAGAAGUGAGAGUUCAUGUAGUUGGCAGAGGGAAAUGGAGGCAUCUUCUAAUUGAGGAAGGUAUUUCUAACAAGGGGCAUGUGGAUUCUGUAGAAAAACAUGACUUACUUUUUGGCAGUGAUGCGCAGCCGAAGCUUUCUUUAUCUCUUGCACGGCAGUGUCUCACUAAUGCCUUGCACUUAUUGAAUUUUCCUGACUCAAAUUAUUCGAAGUUUGGUUUGCCCCAUAAUUCAUUUGUGGAGGGAAAUGAAUUCAGUGAAUCAGCAUCGUCAAAGUAUUCAAACCACAAAAGCAUACCUGGAAUUGAUUCCAAGAUACCAGUAGGCUUAGGUCAGGUUACUGCAAAUGGGGAUGCCAAAGAGCAAAAAGGAGGGACAACUCUGGAGAUCAUACAGAAUUCUGUGUCUUGUUAUGAGGAUAUUUGUAGAAGAGAAAUCCUAAUGAUUAAGCAAGCUCUGUUUGCAAACUUGGCAUUUGUAGAGUUGGAACUGGAAAAUCCUGUGAAGGCCCUCUUUGCUGCAAGGUCUCUCUUGGAACUCCCAGAUUGUUCGAGAAUUUACAUCUUUUUGGGUCAUGUAUAUGCAGCAGAGGCACUCUGCUUACUGAGCAAGCCUAAAGAAGCUGCAGAGCAUUUCUUGAAAUAUCUGUCUGAAGGUAAUAAUGUUGAUUUGCCAUUCAGUCAAGAAGACUGUGAACAAUGGCGAGGGCAGAAAACUGUUGAUUGUGAAGAGUUAAAUGGGGGAUCGGUGUCUGUUAAGAAUUCUUCCCCAGAGGACUGUCAAGAUAUUAUCUUACCAAAGCCAGAAGAGGCACGUGGAACCCUUUACGCAAAUAUUGCUGCAUUGUAUGCAGUGCAAGGAGAACUGGAUCGAGCCCAUCAGUUUGUGACACAAGCAUUGUCCCUGUUACCUAGAAAUGCAGAAGCCACCAUGACUGCAAUAUACGUGGAUCUCAUGCUUGGCAAGUCGCAAGAAGCUAUUGCCAGGCUAAAACAGUGUAGUCACGUGAGUUUCCUCUCCAGUGGUUUACAAUUGAGUCAGUCUUGCUGAGGUUGUACUAGUGGUUUUUAAUUUGUGUCUUGCCCAACCUCUCUUGCUGCUAGUUAGAAGGUAGAUCAGCGAUCCUUCUAGAGGAUUUGUAACAUAUAUAUAGUUCAAUUCAGAGAAUAAUUUUUUUUUUUCUGUUUUUCCUUUUAAGUUUGAUCCCAGGUUUCAUUAAUCCAUGGUGAGGCUGAGUAUUUUGGUAAUAGCGGAUGCCCCGCUUUUACUUUUGAGAUGUAGUUGUGGUUCGGAUUUAUUGUGUUUUAGUGGCUAAUCCAUUUGGUAUUCAA